UGUCAAAUGUAGUUCUCCCAAAAUAAUGCGUCCUAUAGCGAUUCAUCAAAAAUACAGUUCGGAAGAGCGUAUAAAUGAUGUCGAGCUGGAUCUUCUGUUAGAAGUCAACAUAAAUGAGAAUGCUUCCGUGUCAUCGAGAAGAUCCUCCAACCAAUGUCGCGUGUCGUCAAACAUGGAUCACGACGAUUUGUGGGAGGUAACGAUCUUGCCAUCGCUGUCGUCCCAAGCUACAUCUUCGAAUGACACCUUAGGAACUUCUGUGAGGGUUUUAAAUACUAUAACCGAGACUAAACGAGGCAUGCAUUCCUCGAUUGACGGGCGUAAAGGAGAGAACGAGGCUGCAACGCACAAGAGCGCGGUAAGACCAAAAAUUGCGAUAUCCUCUACAUAUGAAAAAUUGAAUCAUGAUCAUUCACGUCUUUCCUUUACCCGGGAUAAACGCUCGACCUCUGCGUCACGCGGAGACGAGAAAGAGUUUAAUCGAGUGGACGAGAAACUGAGUAACAAACGUUUUGGAGUAUGCAAGGACAACGAGUGGAGAGCACCCUUCAUCGAACUAGGAGCGGUCUACAAAGUUCUCGACUUCAUUACAGAUUCCGAUCCUAAGGUUUCCUCGCUGACUAAUAGCUGCUGCAAUGAGAUUUCGAGAACACUGCGUUAUCUGAUAGCGCUGAGCAGUGACAAAAAAUUAGACGAUCUUCUCUCGAACGAUCCUUCCUUGUACAGAUGCGAACGUUGCGGAGUAAUAAGUCACAUGCUCGGCCCUGUUAUCGAAGAAAUUAAAAGAAGCAGGACCAGAGCCGUGCAGGAUGCUGAUAUCGCGAUAGUUGAGCGCGAUUGCAUCAACCGUCAUCAUCGAGAUAAGAAAAAAUCGCAGAUUUCAACGAGCCACUCAAAUUCAAGUCAUAAUGCGCAAUCGAGAAUGUUCGUUGAUAAUUGCGAAGUAGAUCGCAGAGUUAAGCACGAAGGCAAAUUAAAUGAAAAAUCAUUGCCAGUUAAAGAACGCUCGUUCGUAAUGAGACGUCGUAUCGAGAGCCCAAAUGGCGCCAAUGAUAUUUCCGCCACGGAAACUGACGCUAACGCCAAGAUCAAAAAUACAUCUCUUAAUAACAGCGCCAUUAAGAGACUGUUUGCAGACUACGAAGCGGCAAGACGGAAUACUGGAUACGACUCUAAUUGUGCUACACGAAACGAUCGUUUCUGUCAUGUCAAACCCUCGACCACGUCGAAAAUCCGCGCCAAUAUCGACAAGGAGAUAGUCGUGAGGAAAAUUUCGUACGAAAAUAAAUCGCAAUUUACGAUGGAAGGCUUGCGUUCUAGAGGCACGCGAAAGAGUCAAGGUCAGCGGCGACUUUUCGAGAAGGAUGAUGAUGUUCUUUCAGUUGGUAAUACCGUGAAAUAUUUGGCAGGCGGUCAACUUACCGUUUUAGACAAGGGAGAGAACGAUCUUCUCUCGAAAUUGCAAGACAGAUGCCGUAUUUGUUUAGAGGAGCCGAGGAAGGGACAGAGUUCCGUUUUGUAUGGCAGUCGGGACGAUUAUUACCCGCGAUGCGAUCCAGGCUUCUGGUUAUUCGACAAAUCGGGACAUUUGCCGGAAGUGCCUUUGGAUGAAUACCAUUUUUUACCGAUGCCGAGGCUGGACGACAGUAGCGACGGCUUUCGUGCGCGCAAUAUGGGAAAGAGUCCGAGGAAGACGGGCAGUUGGACUGAAUGCGUGGAAAAGGAUUCUCUCGAAAAUUGCACUCUGUUAGAGCGAAGGCAGGACAGUGAUACUACGACUUUCAGUUCGUCUUCUGCUGAGAAUUUAAUGUACGAAUGGAUAGGAGCUUUGGACGAAAAAGACAAUACGAAUGACACAUACAGCGAUGUGCCGCGAGGUCGUCCAUUAGUUUCGUCACGACCUUCCCUUGACAUCGCUCGACAUGUCAAAGCCAAAAUUGCAGAGGCCAGACGUCCCAAUGACACGGGAGAGUCGAUGGGCGAAGCACAAUCACAUAAUUCGGACGUCCUUGCUCGAUUAUCUUCGGAAACACGAAACAAGAUGUGUCAUUCGAUCAGAAAGAUGAUACUAUCGGACGCUAAGAACUCUGUGUUUUGUCAUGAGAAGGAUUUAGCGACUUGCAUUGACGCGACAAACAGCGAAAAAUUGGCUCCUAAAUCCAGUAACGUCACAUUCGUUCAUUCUGAUAAAUCGUUCAGUUUCUUAAUCGAAAGGCGAGCUAAUGUCGUAGAAGUGUGCAGUCCAAGCAUGGACAAGUCGAAGGAUCACGUCCAGAUAUCGCACGAAUAUUCCACCGCUGUCGUUCCUGCUGAUGAGCUCAGGAAAACUCAAGAGAAAUUCGCGGGCGAUUCCUACGGAAGAGUCUCACGACGUAUUGUUUACAAGAACCUGUCAUCUGAAAACGUUGACAAUGACGACGGACAAAUCGUGACUGAAAUUUCACCGGUUUAUCGCGAGAUUCUGCAGAAUAGCGAGGAUAUGGACUGGGACGGUUUUCGGGAGUUGAUCGAACGCCUUCAUCCUGGUCAAAAGGAAUUGUGGCGUGACAUAUGUAAGACGGUGGACGAAGAGGCAGCAAGACUGUCCGGCGAUGCGAACGGUAGCAUGGAAGUUUGUAUAGAGAUCAGCCCGGUAAUCCUCGGAGAAUACCUGAAGACGGACAAACCGAUGGCGUGUGCUCGCGAAAUCGCGUUUGAGCUGGAUAUGACGAUGAAGGACGUCGAGAGUUUCCUCGACAAAAGGCCGCAUCUGGCUGAAGAGCGUCUUGACACACAUAAGGCUACUGACGAGAAUGUUACGGAUUGGAAUGACAGUGGGAGAAAACCGAUUUCCGAACAAACUCGCUAAUUCAUCGCAAGUCCUGAUCGUAUCUUGGUUUGUAUCUUUUGUGUUGGCUUUGCCUAAUUAUUUUUGUCUAUUACUCUUUAAAGUACGAAAAAAUUGAUUGAAUUAACCAAUGUCUGAUGAAAUAUGAACGAAUCAGAAGUUCCAAUUGAAGUUACUAGAAUUCUGCUCAAGUUAACAAAAUUUUUGAUUAACAAGAAAUCUUGUUAACUUGAACAGAAUUCUAAUAACUUCACAAAUAUUUUGUUAAUCCAACAUUUUUUUUUCUUCAAUUCUUUUUCCGUAUACAAUCAGUAUUCUUUACCGAAAUUCUAUGUUUAUAAGUGCACGGAGAUAACACUAAGGAUAUCACUAGGUCAAAUAUAAUUGUUGUUACAAACCGUAACAUUUAUGUUAUUUUUUAUUCAUGCAUACCAAAGGAUUGUAGCAAGCAUAGUACUCUGAAAAUGAUAUACUGACUUUCUUUGCUGCUUGUCCAUAUGCAUUUGAAUGGAUUUCUCAGUAUUAUAUAGCACAAUCAAAUUCUACGGAUCUUCCAACUACGGUAUUUGUUCUGCAAAUUACAACAGAGUAACAGUAAUAUUCUUUCGGUUGAAGCAACUAUAUAUGGAGUUAAAGCUCUUAUUCUUUUUUAAAAUUGCCUCUAAAUAUGAUUGAAAGCCAAGCAAUAUCUAUUUAACUUAAAUUCAGAUGCAUCUUUUUUCUAACCGUAGAAAAUGUGUAGUUGUAGCAACCAUAAUAGUUUCCUCCAUGUGGUGUUUCAAUUAUAAAUAUAGUACUGCAAUUGAUAAAAUCUCUGAAAGAUUAACAGCAACAUUGUUUUAAUUAUCGAUGCACUUUGUAAACGCAGACAGUGUCAUUGAACACAGUGUCAUUUCAAGGCGCAUAAAAGCCGUUAAUUCCAUCGUCACAAAAGCCGAAAGUUUGGUAUUUGGUACGGCGUGUGACGAAUUUUACAGAUCUUGCAGUGAAAUCUUACUUUCACUGCUUAAAAUUAAACAAAUAUAAGUCAAAGCAAUCAAGUGCGAGUGUCUCCACUGAGAAACCAGUGAAUAUUCACAAAUUAUCGGGCGAAAUGCUUCUUUUACUGACCCGGUCAGGAACGUCUUCGCUGACCCGCCUCAAGAGAGUGUUCUAUUCUCUUUACGGUGCACUAUCAGCACCGAUAUUCUGCAUGGUCGUCGUGUCUUUACGCCGUGAAAGCUGCGUUGCCUCGCUCCCGUUAACAGGAAGUGCCCCGUCAGUCGUAUCGAUCAUCCAUAAUUCGUAAUUCCGACGGUACACACCCUGCUCUAAAGAGGGAGACGCAAAUUGCGCUUUCUUCCUGAGUCAUUGCUCCGCGGAAGAUGGCCUCGCCCAUCGUCGCGUCAGGCUCGUACAAACGAGCCAGUCGGCUAGGUGGGUAAAU
Odontomachus brunneus is the source of this 4253-nucleotide messenger RNA. RefSeq lists its product as uncharacterized. The record is from RefSeq and is a predicted model, not a curated record. NCBI's taxonomy places the organism in Eukaryota, Metazoa, Arthropoda, Insecta, Hymenoptera, Formicidae. The coding region runs from base 26 to 2848 and encodes 940 amino acids. The transcript is spliced from 2 exons.